This is a messenger RNA of Papaver somniferum (opium poppy), 576 nucleotides long. Its product is annotated as F-box/kelch-repeat protein At3g23880-like. The coding region runs from base 1 to 576 and encodes 191 amino acids. The transcript has 3 exons. The record is from RefSeq and is a predicted model, not a curated record. Lineage: Eukaryota; Viridiplantae; Streptophyta; Magnoliopsida; Ranunculales; Papaveraceae.
AUGAUUUUAGUUUUGAGUUUAUUAUUAAGAGUUGAUGGCGUAAAAUUGAAAUCACUAAUAGAAUCUGAUGACGAUGCUGAAUACAUGUACCCAUUCCGGAAGCCCUGUGGAGAUGGGAGGAUUGAAAUUGUUGGUAGUUGUAAUGGUUUGAUUUGUGCGUGCCACGCUGGUUGUGUUUUCUACGUUUGGAAUCCAUAUAGUGCAGAGUACAAAGUGAUAUUGUCAAUGGAAUCCCGUUUGGGUUUUCUAACCAAAGACUCCAAUAGACGCAUGGGUUAUGGUUUUUCGGAUAUAAACAUCGGUUAUGGGUUUGGUUAUGAUUCCAAAUCUUAUAGUUACAAGUUUGUGUCGAUUUUUAGUGAACCAGAUACGGAUUUAUCUGAAGUUCAGAUGUAUAGGUUAGGUUCAGGUUUAUGGAAAUCGUAUGAUUCUUGCAUUGCUUAUCAAUUUUCUAGAGAAGAGCCUGGGGUGUUUCUAGAUGGAGCUCUCCACUGGUUAGUAAGUUCGCGGAUGAGUGAUGACGAGUCUCAACCGCGAGUUUUAGUUUCUAUGGAUAUGGAAGACGGGUGUUUCUGA